Messenger RNA from Larimichthys crocea (large yellow croaker), 729 nucleotides. RefSeq names its product L-rhamnose-binding lectin SML-like. The record is from RefSeq and is a predicted model, not a curated record. Gene Ontology annotation, molecular function: carbohydrate binding. The coding region runs from base 32 to 709 and encodes 225 amino acids. Lineage: Eukaryota; Metazoa; Chordata; Actinopteri; Sciaenidae. The transcript is spliced from 9 exons.
AGUCUCACCUACAACUGGUACGUGUAAAACCAUGCUCUGCUUCAGCAUCACACUCUUGCUGUCAGCAACAUGCCUGCUUGUAAAUGCAGUUGCAGAGACAGUUACAACCUGUGAAGGUGACAAUGUCCAUCGACUAAGCUGCGAUAUUGGAGUGAUCAGUGUUGAGACGGUACUGUACGGACUUGCAGACAGUGGGAUGUGCAGUGAGGGAAAACCUCUGCAGGAGGUUUCUGAAAGCUGCUCUCCGUUGCGCACUGUGGAUAACCUUAAGACGAGGUGUAAUGGAAAAAGGGUGUGUGAAGUGACUGAAAGUGUCUUCGGAGCAUCUCAGUCCUGUAGUGGCACCUUUAAAUAUGUGCAGACCAACUACACCUGCCUCCCAGCAAUUCACCUAGUGACAUGUGAGCAUUCUGUGGCACACCUGCAGUGUGAUGUUGGGCAGAUUAUUCAUGUCUAUGGUGCUGACUAUGGACGCCGCGACCAGACCACAUGCUCAUACAAACGGCCUCCCUCUCAGAUCCAAAAUACUGACUGUUCAAACCCGACCAACAUUGUUUCUGACAGUUGUAAUGGGGAAAACAGCUGUACUGUAAAAGCAAGCAACUCAGUGUUUGGAGAGAGCUGUGUUGGUACUCUCAAGUACCUGGAGGUGGCUUACGUAUGUGAGUAUCCAGAUCCCAAGGCAGAGGAGUCAACCCGUAUUAAAUAAAAUAAAUUGAAUCAUCAGAA